Molecule: messenger RNA, 1004 nt
Organism: Prorocentrum cordatum
Lineage: Eukaryota; Dinophyceae; Prorocentrales; Prorocentraceae
Source: the annotation of a GenBank genome assembly
GGGGAAGGGAGGAGAAGGAGGAGGCGGGCCUUGUUUCCCUCUCCUCGCGAAUGGCAGACGCGCAGCCCCCCAGGCGACGGCGGGGCUGCAGCCCGCGCCCGCGGAGGGCGACGCCACGGCGGAGGAGCGGCGGCCCCCAGCUGCCGGGCCAGCGGCGCCGCCCCUGGCCAUGCUGGCAGUGCCGGCUGGAUAUGCUCGGGGAAGCUCGCGUGGCGAUGGGAAAUUCAGGGUGGUCGCGAAGCAGAGUGGGGUCCUUGGGGUCCACUGGUCGACCAGAGUGCAAGGUUGGAAGGUAGCGUGGGAAUUCAAUCGUGAGGGCUCCAGAAAGCAGCACGCGAAGGUCUUCUCGGUGGCUCGGUACCAACAGCCCGGGCGGGGCCCGGAGGCCGCCGAGGCGGCGGCGCUCCAGGCCGCGGUCGCCUUGCGGCGGGAGCUGGAGAGGACCGGGCAAGCGAGGGCGCCCAAGGCCGCGGAGCGGCGGAGCGGCGUGCCGGGAGUGGUUUGGAAGAAUGGUUCGAAGACCUGGUACGUCAGAUUGCAGAAGGACGUUGACGGCAAGAGGACGACCCUUCAUGGUGGAUAUUUCACCCCGAAGGACGACACGCCCGAGGAGUUGGAGCGGGCGCGGCUCCUGGCCGUCGCGCGCCUCCGUGAGCUCGAGCGGGAGCAGGGCCGCGCCACCGAGGUGCGGGAGGGGGCCGCCGCGCCGCGAGUGCAGCGCCAGAGCGGUGUCAAGGGCGUCAGAUGGGACGCUCGCGACUCGACGUGGCGUUUGAAGUACACGAUGCAGCACGGACCAGACAAAGGCCACCUCAGGCGGCCCACCUUCCGCCCGAAGGACGACUCCCCGGAGGAGGUGGAGAGGGUGCGGCUUGCCCGCCGCGCCUGCCAGAGUCUGCUCUUCUAGGUGAAUCGCACGGCGGGCGCUGCUCGAGCACGAAGCGCCGCCGAGCCGAGCCGAGCGCCCCAGCCUCUGCCCCUGUGCCGCGGGAGCGCUUCGCAAA